Molecule: messenger RNA, 477 nt
Organism: Aureobasidium musti
Lineage: Eukaryota; Fungi; Ascomycota; Dothideomycetes; Dothideales; Saccotheciaceae
Source: the annotation of a GenBank genome assembly
AUGCCCAGUUUGCCACGUGAAGCAAGCUCCGUGGAAACCUCUGCUGAUAGAGCUGACUGGGAUGCCGAACUUAAUGAAUUCUUGGAUGGCGAGCUCGACAGCGAAAGCGAAGCUAGCAACAACCAGUCGGAUACAGAUGAUACCNNGAAUCACUGCCCUCCAGUGCUAGGGAAGAGGAAGAGAGACGAAGACGGCCAGUCUACGGACAACGACGACGAGAGCGACUCAAGCCAGAUAGGGUCUAGCAGACUCGAGCGAAGGAAGAGAAAAGCACUCGCCAGAACAACGAGUCUUGCCAGCGUUUCUGCAGUUGAUGAUGCGCANAGGGUCAAGGCUGAAGCCCACACCAGUGCGCCUCAGCAAGAUACCCCUACGGGCGCCAAGCAUGAUGUCGUUGAAGAAGAAGACGACGACGACCUUGAAGCUCAGAUGGAGGCAGAAAUGCUGAGACAAGCCGAGGAGGAAGGAUACGCGUGA